Prunus armeniaca (apricot) is the source of this 678-nucleotide messenger RNA. The record is from the annotation of a GenBank genome assembly. Lineage: Eukaryota; Viridiplantae; Streptophyta; Magnoliopsida; Rosales; Rosaceae.
AUGGCCCCAACCCCAAAUACCCAGAAAGUUAGAUCUAGAGGACAUUCAGGUCCCAAAUCAAUAGUUAUGGUGUUCAUUCGAGUUGCCAAGAAAAUAGCUCACAAGAUGUCGUGGUUAUCUGCCUCCAUCGUAUUUGAAUUUUUCGCUCUUCUUCCCAUCCCGCAGAAUAAAGAUGUUCAGGUAGAGAACAUCCUCUCUGUUCUUCCAUUGGAACAUAGCGACUUUAUCAGGCGUUAUCUUCGUUUGGCUACACUUAAUAAUGUUCGAAUUCUUAAAGCCAUGGAUGAAAAACUGUUGAAAGCAAUCUGUGAACAUCUCAGGCCAAUCAACUACAAUGAGAACAAGGAUAUUAUUGGAGAGGGGGACCAACUUGAUAGGAUGCUUUUCAUCAGGCAAGGCAUUGCAUGGACGUACACAACAAAUGGCAAAGGUGGAAAGAUUGGUACUUCUAAGCUUCUGGAGAAGGGUGAUUUGUAUGGAGGAGAGCUUCUAAAUUGGGCAUCAAAUCUAAUUACGUCUCAUACUGUCUUACCCAUCUCGACCAGAAAUGUCAAGUCUGUGAGAGCAGUUCCAGCAGCCCACUCGGGCUCGGGCUUGGGGGGGGGGUGGGGGGGAGAGCCCAAAACGCCAUUCCAGCAACAAGUGCUGGCCCGGGCAGUGUGGGGUCCACUUGCCUAG